Messenger RNA from Danio rerio (zebrafish), 2802 nucleotides. The record is from RefSeq and is a predicted model, not a curated record. Lineage: Eukaryota; Metazoa; Chordata; Actinopteri; Cypriniformes; Danionidae.
GUUGUUCGUGGUCCCUCUGCUCCUCUGUCUGCUCCUCUGGGAUCUUCAGUGGUUUUGCCCUGUUUUGUUGAUGAAGCUUUACCAGUGGAGGAUCUGGAGGUGGAAUGGAGAAGAGCAGACUCAGAGACUCUGAUUCAUCUGUAUCAAGAUGGUGAGAGUCGAGCAGAGGUCUAGCAGCAGGAUUAUCAUGAUAGAGCUCAUUUCUUUACUGAGGAGAUUCAACAUGGAAACUUCUCCCUCCGUCUGGACAAUCUGACAGCUCAAGAUGAAGGAGAAUACAGGUGUAGAGUUCACAGUCAGCAGAAUUUUGGAGAAGCUGUGAUCAAGAUAAAAGAUGUUGAGCAUUUGCUGGUAUCAGGAACAAAUCGAUCUGUUUCUAUACAUGUUGGUGAGGACGUGACUCUGAACUGCUCUGUAGACUCUCACAUCACACCUGAACACAUUGAAGAGGUAUCAUGGAAGAAAACAGAUAAAGAUGGAGAUAUUCUGAUCCUGCUUUACCAAAACAAUAAGGCUGUGCCAGAGGUGGGAGAUGAACAAUUCAGAGGCAGAGUUGAGUUCUUCACUGCUGAAAUCCCCAAAGGAAACUUCUCUCUCAGACUGAAGAGUGUCAGAACUGAGGAUAAAGGAGUUUACAUGUGUCAAGUGUUUGCUGGAGAUUUAUCAGCCAAUGCUACUGUAGUGCUGGGAAGACUGAGUUUCUCUGCUUUGCAUACAAUGGUGUUGAUACUCUGUAUUUCUGCAUGUGGAUCUGCGCUUCUGCCCUGUGUCUGGAUCUACAGCAGAUCACCUGAUAAAGGUUUCCUUGUGUGGUAUACUUGUAAACAUUAUGAUCCUCUGAAAGAUUCAAUAGUUUUGCCAUGUCAUGCUGACAAAGACUUAUCAAAGGGAAGUCUGAAGGUGGAAUGGAGAAGAGCAGACUCAGGGACUCUGGUUCAUCUCUAUCAAGGCGGUAAGAGUCAACCAGAAGCCCAGCAGCAGGAUUAUCAUGGUAGAGCUCAUUUCUUUACUGAGGAGAUUCAAGAUGGAAAUUUCUCCCUCUGUCUGGGCAAACUCAGAGAUGAAGAUAAAGGAGAAUACAGAUGUAGAGUUUACAGUGCUCAGAACUGUGUAUUUUCAGCCAGUAUACAGGUAGUAGAGGGCUUCGACAUUCAAUGUACUCGUCAAACGCUUGCUUCUCUGGGAUCUUCAGUGGUUUUACCCUGUUAUAUUAGGAAUCCUUCGGCAGUGAAGGGUCUUAAGGUGGAAUGGAGAAGAGCAGACGAUACUGUGGUUCAUCUGUAUCAAGAUCACAAGAGUCAACCAGAGGCCCAGCAGCAGGAAAAUCAUGAUGAGGAGAUUCAACAUGGAAACUACUUCCUUCAACUGGACAAACUGAGAGAGGAAGAUGAGGCACGAUACACAUGUACAGUUUACAGUGACCAGAAGCGUGUUUUUACAGUCCAGACAAGAUUGAUGCUAAGACUACUCGACUCAAUCUUUCGUGUUCAAAUGUUUCUUGUCUUCUGUCCAAAUAUUCUGAUGUUUCUUGCUUUUGUCUGCUGGGGUUUUUCCGAGGGCUCUCUGUUUGAGUCAGUCUCUUGUUGCGCUCUUUAUUUCCUGAGGCCUCUCAUGUUACUCUGGGCAGCUCCAUAUGCUAAUAGCUUUACUGGAAACACUAAAUCAUUUAUUCAAAGUUACAGUUUCAGAGCAGAAUAUGUCGCUUUCUCAGCUGUUUUUUAUUCAGUUCUGUUUAAAACCGCCUGGGACAAAAGUCUGAAUUACGCCGGAUAUGAACGUGUGGUGAUAAUAAUCCUGUUUGUGAUGGUGCUUUUGCUAGACCUCAUCUAUAUUAUUUUCUUCAUUGAGAAAUUAAGCCAGAGGAUCAAGACAAUAUUCAGUGUUCUGGCUCGUAUCAGCUUUGAUGUUCUGCCUUCACUACAGUUCAUCCUCCUGUUCUUCGCCUUUGGAUCUGCAAGAGCAGCCUUCGUUGUUGUAGUUUUACCAGUUUUCCUCACAGUGCAAAAAUACAACUGGGAUUUCACAUGCGGAGAACAGAUGGGCUGUUUGCCCUUGGUCAGGAGAUCAGUGUGGUUUAUUCUCACAUUAUUUAUUAAUGCCAUUAUGGUCCACUUCUACAUAAUAGCACUGGAAAAUGAAAAAGAUUGUGUUGGAUGGGCCUGCAUGAUUAUGUAUUUUCAGUUAAUCUGGGCCACAAGGGACUUCACAAUCUCAUUUGAAUGUGAUCUUCAUCCUGCUGCUCCUGUGUAUGUGUUUGGAUCAGUUGUUGUUGUUUUGCUGAACUCUGUUACUCUGAUGACUGAACUCGUACUGAAAACAGUUAAUGGUGAAGGUGCAGUUGGAGAUCUGAGAGUCGUCGUCUUUUCCUCUGAAUUCAUCUUCACUUUUUUGCUGAUGAUUUUUCUGGUAUUUAAACCCUGGAUCCAACCCUGUUGAAGUGCUUCCAACUGAAACUGAAUAUUGAGUAGGGGGCGGGGCUUCCUUUUUGCUCAUCAUUCCCUCAUAGCAAGCUAAUGGUAAGAGGGGUGAGGUUAAGAACACUGUGGCUGAAGACUGAUGAAACUGACAUCAUCAGAGAAGGACCGCCCACUCCAAACUCAGAAGCAAGUCAGAAGAAGAAGAAGUCUGUAAAGUGCCUUGAGAUGCUACUUUAAAGGCACUAUAGAAAUAUAACGUAUUAUUAUUGUUAUUAUAAUAAGAAGCAAAUGCUCAGUCUUUGACUGAAGAUUAACAAAACAAACAAAAAAAUCCAGUGCGUUAACUUGCAUGGAUUAAUUGUUCAUCUAAACAAUGGCAAUGUGC